Messenger RNA from Equus quagga, 899 nucleotides. It is a transcript of the gene NOL3, whose product is annotated as nucleolar protein 3. The coding region runs from base 162 to 764 and encodes 200 amino acids. The transcript is spliced from 4 exons. Gene Ontology annotation, molecular function: death effector domain binding; death receptor binding; cysteine-type endopeptidase inhibitor activity involved in apoptotic process. Gene Ontology annotation, biological process: negative regulation of extrinsic apoptotic signaling pathway; negative regulation of release of cytochrome c from mitochondria; negative regulation of intrinsic apoptotic signaling pathway. NCBI's taxonomy places the organism in Eukaryota, Metazoa, Chordata, Mammalia, Perissodactyla, Equidae. Gene Ontology annotation, cellular component: mitochondrion. The record is from RefSeq and is a predicted model, not a curated record.
CCUUGUCAUCUGCCCCGCCGAGGCUCGACCCGUGAGUGGGGCCGCCCGGAGCGCACCGGACCGAGAGCCCCACCCCAGCCGGCUGGAGGAGGGAAGAGACACUGAGAUUGGGCGGAAUCCGAGCCCCACCACUACCAGCCGCGCUCGAAGGAGCCUCCACCAUGGGCAACGCGCAGGAGAGGCCGUCAGAGACGAUCGACCGCGAGCGGAAACGCCUGGUAGAGACGCUCCAGGCCGACUCGGGGCUGCUGCUGGAUGCGCUGCUGGCGCGGGGCGUGCUCACCGGGCCCGAGUACGAGGCGUUGGACGCGCUGCCUGAUGCCGAGCGCAGGGUGCGCCGCCUGCUGCUCGUCGUGCAGAGCAAGGGCGAGGCAGCCUGCCAGGAGCUGCUGCUCUGCGCCCAGCGUACCACGCGCGCGCCGGACCCCACCUGGGACUGGCAGCACGUGGGCACUGGCUACCGGGAGCGCAGCUAUGACCCUCCUUGCCCAGGCCACUGGACGCCUGAGGCAGCCGGCUCGGGAACCUUAUGUCCCGGACUGCCCAGAGCUUCAGAACGCGACGAAACUGGGGGUCCUGAGGGCUCCGAGGCAGUGCAAUGCGGCGCUCUCGAGGAGCCCGAGCCAGAGCUGGAAGCUGAGCCCUCUGAAGAAGCUGAGCCAGAGUUGGAACUCCAAAUGGAUCCGGAACCAGAGCCCGAGCCCGAGCCCGAACUGGAGCCAGAGCCGGACUUCGAGGAGGGGGACGAGUCUGAAGAUUCCUGAAGACCAGAACGCUGACAGGCCGCUCCCCGCUCAAGCUGGAUGGGACUCGGGAUACUGCUCUGGCGGGGUCCGGCGCCAAGGUUCCAUCUGGCCCAGUACCACUGGAAGUGAAUAAAUUCCAGAGGCUCCGCCUGG